UCCUUACGAUUGCGAGGCAGUUGCCGGAACCACUGAGCUAAAUCCCCAGCCCUCUCCCCUGGAUUUGUUCGAAGUCUUAGCUGUCUAGCUGGGCAUGGUGACAAAAACUAAUCCCAGAAAUAUAGAAGCUGAGGCAGGAGGAUCACUGCAAGUUUGAGGCCAGCCUGGGCUAUACAGCAAUACCCUGUCUCCAAGAACAACAAAAUCAAACAAGCAAACAAACAAACCAAAGUCCUAGCAGUCAAGAUGGUGGGUCAAAUGGUCUUUUGUUUCUGGCCAGGGGACAGCAGGAGCCAUGCCAGGGUGCCUUUCAGCAGACAGGGCCAGGCCUGGGGAGCCCUGAACCCCUCACCCAGUAACGCGAGCUCCGGCUUUUCCAGAUGCGGCCCAAAGUCAUGUGGCACCUCCUCCGCCGCUACAUGGCCUCCCGGCUCCACUCCCUGAGGAUGGGCGGCUACCUCUUCUCGGGCUCCCAGGCGCCCCAACUGUCCCCCGCCUUGCUGAGGGCCCUGGGCGACAAGUGCCCCAACCUGAAGCGCCUGUGCCUGCACGUGGCAGACCUGAGCGCGGUGCCCAUCACCAGCCUGCCGAGCACGCUGCAGACCCUGGAGCUGCACAGCGGCCUCUCGCCGCAGGGGCUGGCCCUGCUGGAGGGGAUGCCCGCGCUGGAGAGUCUGUGCCUGCAGGGCCCGCUCAUCACCCCGGAGAUGCCCACCCCGACUCAGAUCAUCUCCGCCUGCCUCACCAUGCCCAAGCUGCGCGUGCUCGAGCUGCAGGGGCUGGGCUGGGAAGGCCAGGAGGCCGAGCAGGUGCUGUGCCGGGGGCUGCCCCACUGCGUGGUCAUCGUCAGGCCCUCCCCCAAAGAGUCCAUGGACUGGUGGAUGUGACCCUGGCUCCCCGGCCCUCGGAGCAGCAUAUCAAAGAGGGGAGUUGAUCAGGCUGGAGGGUUCUGGCUGCAGAAAAUGAGCUCCCCGGCGCCGCCUCCAUCCCGGCCAAGCUCUGCCCGAGGGCACUGCAGUGCCUUGUGCCCUAACAGCCGCCCUCGGGUACGCAGGGCUGGGGACCCGAGGGUCACACCCUUCUAGGCCGGGCAGGGCCGUCUGUGUCCAGGGUACCCACCCCGCGCGUUUACUCGGUACCUGUGUGCCCGCGCAGGCGGAUCAGGAGUGGCCUUUUCGUAAUCAAAUGUUCCUAAAGGUGCUUAGAUGUAUUUUCUGAAUUUUGUAUUCUGCCUUUUUCCAGUUUUUCACAGCAUAUAAUAU
This is a messenger RNA of Fukomys damarensis (Damara mole-rat), 1262 nucleotides long. RefSeq names its product F-box and leucine rich repeat protein 12 (gene Fbxl12). Bases 381 to 887 code for a protein of 168 amino acids. Lineage: Eukaryota; Metazoa; Chordata; Mammalia; Rodentia; Bathyergidae. The record is from RefSeq and is a predicted model, not a curated record. The transcript is spliced from 2 exons.